UUGAAGUUGGCGCGCACUCUGAAGGAAAUAACCCGAUGAUGAUAUAAAACAAUUCAUUCGUCAGAGAAAUAUGGCGGUUAUCAUAGGUGUAAAGAUUUUGAAGUGACCUGACAACGAAUUGUCAUUUUCCAGAGUGUAUCCAGUAAUUCGACGUAACCGGUGGACCACCGUCCGGUCCCCAAGCACCCAUCUGACCUCAAUCAUACCGUGACAAUGAGUGUCGACGCGUACGGCCCCAGUUCGCAAACGCUCACGUUUCUGGACACCGAGGAUGCUGACCUCAUCGGUGCGGACACACAGGGCUCUGAAUGUGAUUUCACUGAUUUCACGAUACCGUCACAAACGCAAGCAUCACAACAUGACCAGGCGGGCCCCAAAAUCGCUGGUGUACAGGUGAACAACAAUAAUAUCGCAAACAAGGUGCAGGCGGUUACGGCCGCCCUGGGUGAGCUUCAGUUCGAGGAGGAAGAUGAGGAGGGCUAUUUCAAUGCAAAAGAAUUGCCGGAUUAUGCGUGCAAGUAUUGCGGCAUCCACGAGCCGAAUUGUGUUGUUAUGUGCAACUGCUGUAAAAAGUGGUUUUGUAAUGGACGAGGCAACACCUCUGGCAGUCACAUUAUCAAUCACCUAGUUAGGGCAAAGCACAAGGAAGUUACUCUUCACAAAGAUGGGCCCUUAGGUGAAACCAUCCUAGAAUGUUAUAGUUGCGGUGUUAGAAAUGUUUUUGUUUUGGGAUUUAUACCAGCAAAAGCUGAUUCUGUUGUUGUUUUACUAUGUAGGCAACCAUGUGCUGCUCAAAAUUCACUCAAGGAUAUGAAUUGGGAUCAAGAUCAGUGGAAACCACUGAUUGCUGACCGUUGUUUUUUGACGUGGCUUGUAAAAAUUCCUUCGGAACAGGAACAAUUGCGUGCACGCCAAAUAUCCGCGCAGCAAAUUAACAAGCUAGAAGAACUAUGGAAAGAGAAUGUCGAUGCUACUUUCCAAGACUUGGAGAAACCCGGUGUGGAUGAGGAACCCCAACAAGUGCUUCUGCGGUAUGAGGACGGAUAUCAAUAUCAGAACAUUUUCGGACCACUCGUGAAACUAGAGGCGGACUACGAUAAGCGCUUGAAGGAGUCUCAGACUCAGGAGAACAUAGAAGUCCGGUGGGACGUAGGACUCAAUAAGAAGACGAUCGCUUAUUUCACUCUGGCGAAGACUGACGGCGACAUGAAGUUGAUGCAUGGCGACGAGUUACGGCUACGUUACGUCGGAGAGAUGCACAAGUCGUGGGCGGGUGUCGGACACGUGAUCAAGGUGCCCGAUAACUACGGCGAGGACAUCGGCAUCGAGCUCAAGAACGGGGCCGGGGCUCCAAGUGAAUGCAGUAGCAACUUUGUCGUCGACUUCAUCUGGAAGAGUACGAGUUUCGACAGAAUGCAGUUGGCGCUAAGAAAAUUUGCAGUGGACGACAGCUCAGUGUCGGCCUACAUCUACCAUCGUCUCCUGGGCCACGAAGUCGAAGACGUGCUAUUUCGCUGCCAACUUCCCAAGCAUUUUUCAGCCCCGAACCUUCCAGACUUGAACAGAUCGCAAGUUUAUGCAGUGAAACACGCCCUCCAACGACCACUGUCUCUCAUUCAAGGACCACCUGGUACCGGAAAAACUGUCACCUCUGCUACCAUAGUUUAUCAACUUGUCAAACAAAAGGGCGGUCCGGUUUUGGUGUGCGCACCCAGUAACACUGCCGUUGACCAACUGACUGAAAAGAUCCACAAAACCAACCUCAAAGUGGUCAGGCUGUGUGCCAAGUCACGUGAAGCUAUAGAUUCACCUGUUAGUUUCCUCGCUCUACACAAUCAGAUCCGAAAAAUGGAAGGAAACACCGAAUUACAAAAGCUGCAACAAUUAAAGGACGAGACCGGAGAACUGAGCUCCGUCGAUGAGAAACGUUAUCGCAUGCUAAAAAAGUUGGCUGAGAAGGAACUGCUAGAAGCAGCAGAUGUUAUUUGUUGCACAUGUGUUGGUGCCGGAGAUCCACGUCUUGUUAGACUGAAAUUCCACUCAAUCUUAAUCGACGAAAGCAUGCAGGCAACAGAACCAGAAUGCAUGGUACCUGUGGUUCUGGGCGUGAAACAAUUGAUUUUAGUCGGUGAUCACUGUCAACUGGGACCCGUUGUCAUGUGCAAGAAGGCCGCCAGAGCAGGACUGUCCCAGAGUCUGUUUGAACGUCUGGUGGUGCUUGGAAUCAGACCAUUCAGACUGGAGGUGCAGUACCGUAUGCAUCCAGAACUGUCUCGAUUCCCGUCCAACUUCUUCUACGAGGGCAGUUUGCAGAACGGCGUCAGUGCAGAGGAUCGUAAACUGACCAAAAUCGAUUUUCCUUGGCCUAUUGUGGAUAGGCCAAUGUUCUUCUUGGUGACCCAAGCGCAGGAGGAAAUCGCCGGGUCAGGUACAAGUUAUUUGAACAGAACUGAAGCGGCUAAUGUAGAAAAAAUCGCGACAAAAUUUUUACGUUCGGGAGUGAAACCAGAACAGAUAGGUGUAAUAACGCCUUAUGAAGGCCAACGUGCAUACUUGGUGCAGUACAUGCAGUACCAAGGAUCAUUGCACAGUAAACUAUAUCAGGAAAUUGAAAUAGCUAGUGUAGAUGCCUUCCAGGGUCGCGAAAAGGACAUCAUAAUUAUGUCCUGUGUCCGCUCCAAUGAACAUCAGGGUAUAGGUUUCUUGAAUGAUCCCCGUCGUUUAAACGUUGCAUUAACCAGAGCCAAGUAUGGUAUUAUUUUAGUAGGGAACCCAAAGGUUUUGUCCAAGCAACCUUUGUGGAAUCACCUGUUGAGUUUUUACAAAGAACAGAAAGUUUUGGUAGAAGGUCCGUUGACUAACAUGAAAGAGUCUAUGAUCCAAUUUGCGAAACCUAAGAAAUUAACAAACAGCGAUAAUCCCGGCUCCCACUUUAUGUCAACUUCAAUGUUUGAUGCACGCGAGGCAAUGGUUCCAGGUUCUGUCUACGAUCGCACUAAUGCCGCAAUCAAUGGCCAAUUCACUGGUUAUGGUCAAAGAGCUGCACCUGGUGCUCAAACUCCUGGCAUGCCCUUAGACAUGUUUAAUAGGACUCACGAUCCAAUAUCGUACAUAUCAUCGGAUAGAAGUCAAGCCGGUGGUAUGAAUCUACCUGUCCCAGUUGGAAUGUUUAUGAACAUGGCCCAUAUACCGCCUCGUUUCUACAAUCAGCAUCAACAGGCUCUACAAGCUCGUCAACAGCAAAACCUACCGCAAAGAAAUAGGAAAAUUCCCACCAGGCAAAAAGUAAAGGGAGGUCUGUCUCAGGACCAGAGUCAACCAUUUAGCCAGACAAUGCAACUGACACAACAAGGUGGCAUGUCGCAACCAGGUCUAUCCCAACCAGGCGGCGGCUUCAGUCUAAGCCAACCAGGUCUGUCACAAGCUGAGCUGAGCCAGGACCCUUACAUGGCCGAGUAUCAGUCCCAAAUGGACGGACUUCUAUCCCAGGACUCUACCUAUCAAGGCGAUCGUUCGGCAUUUUACCAACCAGCCAGCGCCCAGUUCUCCCAACCAUACUGAUUGCAUUUCGAAGGACAAGUUUUAGAAGAAUCGCGGGAGCGGUUAACUGAAAAUCUGCAAGUGAAUGAUCUGAUUGUCGAUUGUCAAAUUGUCAGUAACGCAGCAGCAAACACAGGUCCAUGACGUCGAAUACCGAAUAAUAAACGAAAACCAACAAAAAAAUAACAAUGAGAAAGAUGAUGGUUCAAUGUCAUGUAGCACCUUUGUGACCAAGAGAACACGACGACUUCUACAAUCAAACUGAGGAAUGGGCACAUCAGCGUGUCUCUUACCUCUCAAAAGCCUGUAGAUGAUUGUUUUCACACACAAAAAAAAACACAAAUGCUGUGACUAACAUUCAUUUUUUAUCAGUAUGUAUCUUAGCCUUAUUUUUAAUUAUGUGUUUGUCAAACCUAUUGUUAGCAAUUGGUAAUGUGGCUUGGCAUCAACAGUAAAUUUAUUAUCUUGUUAAAAAAAAAUCUAAAUGUGGACCACUAAUACUUUAUAAAAGUGUUAGUAUAUAAUAUAUAAAUAUAAACAACCCUAGUAGCAUUACCAAUUCUUAUAAAGGAGAUAAUUUGUAUCAUUAUAAAAAAAUUAUAAUUUAAUAUUUAUAUAGUUGUUAGUUCUUUAUAAUAUUAAUUUGGCAUAUGCGUUACAGGAAUUAUAAUUGCUAUUUUUUGGGAAUUUUGUUAUAAGUUUGUCAUCAUAGCUUGUAAUCCAUCAAAUUUUUUGUCCCAUAUUAAGUGAAUGAACACAUAUGAGACGUUCUCAAUAAUCAGCAGCAGAAAUUAUGAUACACAAAUUUUGGAGCACCAUAUUAUGUUUAAUUAAUUUUAGUAAACCUCUCCAUUAUAAUCAUUUCAAUAAAUUAAUUUCCAGAA
This is a messenger RNA of Aethina tumida (small hive beetle), 4424 nucleotides long. It is a transcript of the gene Upf1, whose product is annotated as regulator of nonsense transcripts 1. The coding region runs from base 214 to 3561 and encodes 1115 amino acids. Gene Ontology annotation, cellular component: cytoplasm. The record is from RefSeq and is a predicted model, not a curated record. Gene Ontology annotation, molecular function: hydrolase activity; zinc ion binding; DNA binding. The transcript is spliced from 12 exons. Gene Ontology annotation, biological process: nuclear-transcribed mRNA catabolic process, nonsense-mediated decay. NCBI's taxonomy places the organism in Eukaryota, Metazoa, Arthropoda, Insecta, Coleoptera, Nitidulidae.